AUGUCGCAAAAUUACAUGAUGGAGCCGGCGACAAACGGCAAGGUCGUCCUAAGGACUUCUGCCGGCGACAUCGACAUCGAGCUGUGGUCGAAAGAAACUCCACUUGCGUGCAGGAAUUUUGUGCAGUUGUGCAUGGAGAACUACUACGACGCGACGAUUUUUCACAGACUUGUUCCAGGCUUCAUAAUUCAAGGCGGGGAUCCUUCUGGAACUGGAAUGGGAGGAGAAAGUAUCUACGGAAAGCCCUUCAAAGAUGAAAUUCAUUCUCGACUCCGUUUCGUCCGAAGAGGUCUUGUAGCCAUGGCGAACGGUGGAAAAGAUGACAACGGUUCUCAAUUCUUCAUCACUCUUGGGCCAACAAACGACUUGAACAAAAAACACACGAUCUUUGGCAAAAUCACCGGCGACACGGUCUAUAAUCUGGUGAAAAUGGCCGAAGGCGAGUGCGAUCAUAACGAGAAACCAAUAAACCCGCAUUAUAUUAAAACAACGCAUGUUCUGAACAAUCCUUUUGAUGAUAUUGUGCCAAGGAAUUUAGAAGAGCAAAAAGAAAAGAAAAUCCAAGAAGAAAUCUCCAAAAAGCCCAAGAAAAAGAAAUCGAAAGCAAAAGCUCACAAAAAGCUCACAGUUCUGAGCUUCGGCGACGAAGCAGCUGAAGCUGAAGAACUAGCAGAACAGGUGAAUAAGGAGAUCAAAGCUAAAUCGGCCCACGAUGUCGUUAAAGAAGACACAUCGAUGGUGAAGGAAGAGUUUAAACCUGAAGAAAAAACGGAAGAGGAUGAAAAAUGGAUUUCGAAAAGAGUCGAUGGAGAAGUCGACUUGGAAGAUGUCGAUGAUCUUGCUAGUUGGAUGAGGACGAAGAUGCAAGAAAGAAACGAGCAGAUAGAAAGAGAAGACAAAGAAAAAAUCGAGGCUGAUAUGAAUGAGAGAAAAAGAAAAGUCAUGUCCUAUCAAGAUCAGCAAAAGAUUCUGAUGAAGGAACUUAACGAGCUAAGAAAAAAAGAAAUAACGCGGACAGAAGAAGUCGCCGCGAAAAAGUCGAAAAAAGAAAAACGACUCGACGAGAAUUCGCUUUUCGGCGAGUUCAAGGCUGAGCAAGAACUGUACAAGGAGAAAACGGCUGGGAAUAAGUUUACAAAGGCGGAUUAUAACUCUGGAAAAGUCGUUAGGAAGAAUAGAGAGGCGGAUACGAUGGCGAUGCUGAAGGGAUUUAGGAGCACUCUGUUCGAAGCAAAAGGCAUUGAAGUUCCAAAAGCACGCGAUUGGUUAACACACACCCUCCAACGAGAAACAACAAUGAGGGACGACAAGCUAAACAUCCAAGAUCUCGAGGCAAAAGACAUGAACCGCCCUAUCGAUGAGAACCGCUACGACAUUUCAGAUCCGCGAAAUCCACUCAACAUGAGAAGAAGAGGAGCAAAAUAG
Messenger RNA from Oikopleura dioica, 1425 nucleotides. Lineage: Eukaryota; Metazoa; Chordata; Appendicularia; Copelata; Oikopleuridae. The record is from the annotation of a GenBank genome assembly.